CCUGUGGAUGCAUUCAUUAUGAGUGGGCGCCCCAGGACGACAUCGUUCGCGGAAGGAGGCAAAGCCAGCGGUGGCCAGGAUUCCCCUUUCUACCGAUCCAUGCGGACCAUAAAUAAAGAUGGAAGUAAAGUAACUACAGUUUUAGCCACCCCUGGUCAGGGUCCAGACCGACCACAAGAAAUUGGCUAUGCCGAUACAAAAGUUAUUGGCAAUGGCUCAUUUGGAGUAGUUUACCAGGCCAAACUUACUGAUACGGGUGAACUGGUUGCAAUCAAGAAAGUUUUACAAGAUAAACGGUUCAAAAAUCGAGAAUUACAGAUCAUGAGAAAAUUGGAACAUCAGAACAUAGUAAAACUGAAAUAUUUUUUCUAUUCCUCAGGUGAAAAGAAAGAUGAAGUAUUCCUGAAUUUAGUCCUGGAAUAUGUUCCUGAGACUGUGUAUAGAGUAGCUAGACAUUACUGCAAGUCUAAACAGACAAUACCAAUCUUGUAUAUUAAGCUCUACAUGUAUCAGUUAUUCCGAAGUCUAGCAUAUAUUCAUUCCCAAGGCGUUUGUCACAGGGAUAUAAAACCACAGAAUCUGUUACUUGACCCAGAAACUGGCAUUCUGAAACUAUGUGAUUUUGGAAGUGCAAAAGUAUUAGUGAGAGGAGAACCAAAUGUGUCCUACAUCUGUUCGAGAUAUUACCGAGCCCCAGAAUUGAUAUUUGGUGCUACAGAUUACACAUGUCAAAUAGAUGUUUGGUCUGCUGGCUGUGUACUAGCUGAGUUGCUUUUAGGCCAGCCAAUCUUCCCUGGAGACAGUGGUGUUGAUCAGCUAGUGUUUCGUCCGCGCACCCCUUCAGAAGCCAUUCAGUUAGUGAGCAAGUUGUUGGAAUAUACACCUUCUUCUCGAAUCUCUCCACUCGAUGCCUGUGCUCAUCCAUUCUUUGAUGAAUUGAGGGAUAUAAGUACUCGCUUACCUAAUGGGCGAGAUUUACCUCCUCUUUUUAAUUUUACAUCCCAAGAGUUGACAGUUUUUCAACCACACCUUAGUAAUAUGUUGAUCCCGCCACAUGCUCGACAAGCCAAUUCUGAUGAAGCUUCAACUUCUACUGGUGGGCCUGUGAACUCAGAAAGUGCUUCAGCGCCCAAUGCAGCUAAUGAUGCAGCAACUCCUCAAGGGGCCACAGGAGCUGCUGGUGGAAGUGCUUGACACAACAAGAUUUUCAAAGGAUCAUUUCCAGCAUUCAGAUCUUUGAGAACACCAUUGUUAAUUCCACUGACUCGUCUUCUACUGUCUGUAAACAAAAAUUACAAAACUGACUCUAAAGAAGUAAAACAAUGAUCCAUUUUGUGUUCUGCUGUGCGCAACUGUUUAUAAACUGCCAGUACAGACAGCCAGAAAGGCAAACACAUACAUGCACACCAAUACACACAAAAACACAUUAUUCCUACUAUUAAUUGUUCUAAAUGGUUUACAAUGACAGAAGUGAACAUUUUACAGUUUAGUACCAUUUUGAGUUGAUUUUACUGCCCAAACAGUAGGAUGUGUGGUUGGCUUUCAAAAUGGUUAUGGAAGUCAAAAAAGGACCUUCUGUAUCAGGCAUAAAAAAAAAAGAAAAAAAUCUGUGUUCCUGGGCUAUGAAGUUCCCCCUCAUUGUUUUAAUUUUGUUUCUUCCCUUUUUGUUUUUGUUUUCUUUCUUUCUUGAGAUUCCAGUUGAGGGAGGCUGUUUGUAUUGUUAAUAGUCGUCUCUGUCCUCCACUGGUGUUGUGUUCUCUUACUGCUACUGACUGAUGGUCACCAUUUGCAUUGUAGCUGUUGCUGUUAGCAGCUUGUAAGUAAUACUUAAACUAACACACCCACCCAUACUGCAACAACAGCAACAAGACACCAUUUAAAAAGACAAAUAUAAGAAAAUAUCUUCAGUCCCUCCCUUUUGCUUUCCUCUGAUUCUUUCUCUCCUCCUCCUUCUCUUUCUUUCUCUCAAUCUCUCUUAUUCCUUCCAUAUUGUCAUUCCUCUUCAACUGCUAUAACAAGUUCUAUUUUAAUCUAUUUUAUUCCCUAUCUCUUAUUUAUUUCAAUGCAUGAACAAAGAUUAUAUACAAAAGACAGAAGAAUGUUAAUGCUGAUCUCUCCAAGAAAUAGCUUUUAAGGGCUAUAUACACACAUGUACAUAUCUAGACAUGUACAUACUCAUAAAUAUGUGAAUGUGUGUAAAUGUCUUUAAAUAUAUGACUUUUCAAAACAAUAAUUAAAAGUGUUAUAAAAGAUCUUUAUUUAUAAGAAUCUACAUUUUUUCUCUUUUCAAAUAAACUUAGCAAGGGCAGGGAGUUAGUUUUCUAAUUUAUUUUCUUUGGGGCUUUUGAUUAUGUCCCUUUGAUAUUGUUUUGAUUACACUACAGUGCAAGCAGAUAUUGUUAUAUAUCACAGUCAGUUGCUCCUGUUUUAGAACAAUGCAGAAACUGCUGCAUACUGCCAGUUAUUUUCAGUUACUAUACAAAAGAAAAUUAGCUUUUAUUGCUCCCUGUCAACUUUAUUUAGAACUACUUUUUUUUAAUACUCAAGCUUACCUAGUGAAAUAGUAAAACAAAAAAUGGAAUGAUAGGUAUCUACUCCCAGCAACACCAGAUUUCUUGUCUAAUGUACCAUGAAAAAUAAAAAAGAAAAAAACAAACAAAAAGUCUGAAGUUAAAUUUUUAUUUAAAGAGAAAAAGCAGGUAACUUAAUUUUUGUAUUGUGGAAAGUGGCAGUUGAUUUGUUUUGAAAAUUUUCCAGAUGUAAUAGUUUUAUUUAUAAAUUGAUAAUACAAAGCUCUUAAGAAAUGUGGAGACAACAGAUUAUUUACCAGUCAUUUGUUUAGCAGAUGUUACCAUAAAAGACUGGGAAAAUCUGUUGAUUAUUCUGUGAGUCUGCUUUAUUAACCCUGUUCAGUGCUGCCCUCACUCCCAUGAUGAUCACUUCCGCUAUUCCUACCACAUUUUGAUUAAUUGAAAUAACUCUGUUCCUAAUAUUUGAGGACAUUCCCUACUGCUUAUCUACAUCCCUCUAUGCAUUUAGAGUUGGGAUGUAACAGCUUUUCUUCUUGUAAAUAGACUUGAAAAAUAUUUCCCCUCCCCAUUCAAACCCUGACUAUGUAUGUAGAUUUAUAUUUCUCUCCUAGCAGUCCAGUGAUAUUUGCUUUGGCAGCUUUUCUGCAGCUCACUGAUUUUCAGCCAUUCCCAUUAUGGCAAACAUCUGUUUUUGGUCAAUUACUAUUUUGUGACCCUUUCCGCCUCAGUGCAAUUAUAUCUUGACAUUUAUGUAGUCAGACUGGAUCUUCACCUGCUAUUGUAGAUUGGGUUUGCAUCACACCUACAAAUUAUUAGAAAUAAUUGGAUCAUUAAUUUUUAAAUAAAUAAACAUAUUUUGUCCAUAUGA
Octopus bimaculoides (California two-spot octopus) is the source of this 3399-nucleotide messenger RNA. Its product is annotated as glycogen synthase kinase-3 beta. Gene Ontology annotation, biological process: cell differentiation; signal transduction; regulation of microtubule cytoskeleton organization. Gene Ontology annotation, molecular function: protein serine/threonine kinase activity; ATP binding. Gene Ontology annotation, cellular component: cytosol; cytoplasm; nucleus. NCBI's taxonomy places the organism in Eukaryota, Metazoa, Mollusca, Cephalopoda, Octopoda, Octopodidae. The record is from RefSeq and is a predicted model, not a curated record.